Messenger RNA from Mya arenaria, 4064 nucleotides. RefSeq lists its product as uncharacterized. The record is from RefSeq and is a predicted model, not a curated record. NCBI's taxonomy places the organism in Eukaryota, Metazoa, Mollusca, Bivalvia, Myida, Myidae. Bases 858 to 2063 code for a protein of 401 amino acids. The transcript is spliced from 2 exons.
UUGAGAAGUUUCAAAAUACUUCCUUCUUCGUUCGAGUUCAUGUAACCUUUUGUUUCAAGUUUCAAGUAAUCGCAAUACUUGCGAAGUUGCGAAACGCCUUCUUCCUGCUCGUGUUCGAGUUCGUGUGGAAUAUUGUUUAAGUUUGAAGUUCUUCAAAAUUUAUUUUAAUAUCAAGGCUCUAUAAGAGCAUGUGACUUGAACAGAACAACGCGUGCAGCAAUACACAAACACGAGUAUUCAAAAUUAGUAUGAACAGAUGAAAGAACGGUGUUAGACAGUGUAUACAAUUUUAAAUGCUACAUGGAUUAUGAGUAAAUUAAAACUGUUUUACACAAAAGGAAGAGAUUCAACAGAACGAUGUACUUAACCACACGACCAGUAGUUCUAUUUACAAUAACAAUUACAUAUUUUGUGAAUGGAUGUUUAAAUACACCUGUACAAAAGGGUCACUUUUCGCCGGUUACAAAAAGAAAUGGCUAUUUGAUACCAGAAAAACAAAAUGAGGAGAAGCAAUUAUCACUUCGUUUACACUUAAACAUUGCUGACCAGCAAAGUCUAGGUAGUGUCGACAAUCGAUUAGUGAUCAAUACGUCAGAAAGUAAAAUUCGUAAAACUGAUGCUGAAAAUGAAAUAUGCACUUUAAAAAUUGACUCACGAUCAAUCAAUAGGUUUCGGCAUGCAGUUACAAGCUCAGAAAGCAACUUUGUUUUCUUAAAUCUAACACCAGCCUAUGACUCAGGUAUUGUUUUAGGCAUCCCGUACUUAUCAUUGGAGAUAACAUUUGGAUAUGGACAUUUUGGGGACAGAAAGGUGCUUUUGAAUUCCUCAAAUGGCCUGCUGAGUUCGGCAUUUGGUCAAUGACAUUGCUGUAUGCAAAGGUGAUAAGAAAGCCUUUGAAUAUACCUCUACAACGAAAAUCAGGUAACUGCCUUAACAUAACUGUUGGCAACAAAGACGAUGAUAAGAAAAUUGCGAAGGCGUUAAAGAGUUUGGUAGAUGAAAUGAUGACAAUCGAUGCGGAUAUGUACGGACCCAGCUUCGUCUGUUACAAGAAGCGAAUGUACAUAGAACCUUACGUUCUUUGCAAACACAUGGUAUGCCCAAUAGAAGCUGUGAAACACAAAUGUUGCAAUUACUUCUACAAUAAUACUUUUGUUCCAAAAAGGGAGACGACGUGUAGAGAGCAAACUUUGAAAUAUGACACCAUCUGGUGGGCUCUUCCUAGCAUUGUGUCUGUCACUCUGUUCAUAUAUUCUCCUAUUUUCAUCAUGUACACACUGUACAGAUGUUUUUCGCAGCAAAAGAGUACCAUUAAGUUAUCUGAAAUUGAAAGAAGACGUCUUCCACGUCGACUUUCAAAUGUGGACGUAGAGUACAGUCAUCGAUUUCAAAACGAGGACACAUUCAUAUUUGAAGAUACCAAUCAUGUUACCUUGGUCAACACUUUGUUUAUACCAAUGAAAGAAUGUCAUGACGGAAAUGACGGUGAUCAAAGCAAUUGUGUGAGUUGUUAUUUUGGGCGAUGUGCACGAUUAUUUUUUCCAUUCCUAAGUUUCAUCAUAAUUGGACUUCAACUUUUACUGGAUUAUAUAUUUUUAUAUGACUUUGUCAUCGACUCCGCCGAUAGUGGGGUACUCCUUGGGUUUCGCUCCAUGGUAACAGGUUAUUCAAAGAGCAAAGAGAACUUCUUGCCGUAUAUCGGUGGUCCUUAUGUUGCUCUAGCCUGCUAUUUGCUUAUUACUGAACUACUUGUUGUGAUGCCUGCAUCACCGAUGAACCUUCUAGCUGAAGCUGUAUUGGUGAAUCGAACAUCAAGGUCCGAGUUUGAAUCAUCUCCAAUUUUACUCACAGUAAAAAGGAUCGGCAUAUUGGGUUCUAAAAAUGUGUCUGUGGCAAACGGGUAUUACAAAUUAUACAGUCUUUUUAUUGCACAGUUUUUCAUGCUCUUGAAUAUUAAGUUUUGGAAGCAUGCCAUCGCAAUUCAAUUACUACGCUGGAGGAAAAUUAAAAGGAAAGUUGGAUAUGUUUCGUUUUACCAUUUUAUUUGGCACUGUGCAUAUUAGAGCUGCUAUUAUCGCUGCUUAUAUAUGGCCUUCCGAUUAUUUCAUUCGGAAUAAUUAUCGUCAAAGCAUACUGUAGACCUCUUCGAAGACACGCUUUCCUGUACUUAAACGGUUUAAUUGGAAAAUAUAUUUGGACAGCAGUUCUCGUGCUCGCAGUUUUAUAUUUUCUGUUCAUGUUUGGAAAUAUUUUCCUCGACGCAACAUUAUUUAUAUCGCGUGUUGCUAUAUUUACUUUUACUGGGUUAGUUGUCUAUCCUAAAUCAUCAUAUGGGUACAUGAUUUUUGUAAUCACCGUAUUUUAUUACAUUUCGGAGAGUAUAAGUGAGUAUUCCAUGAAAUAUCGUCAACUACUUAGUGAUAUCGUUAAAAUAGCAAGUUCACUGGAAAGGGGGAACACUUGUUUGCAAAGGAGGAUGAUUUGUAAGUAUAAAGGUAGAAAAGCAGUUCGGGAAUCAUUGUUUGAACUUGUCGUAGAAACCAUAUGCCCGAGGCGAAAGCUUGUAUUUCUUACAUUCCUUAAAACUGUCAUUGUUCUUGGGAUUCUUUUGGUGUGUAUCAAUCUGCUUAUUAAGACGGACAGUUUCAAUGAACUUCAUAUAAUUAUGCAUGUUGGAACGGCUUUAUUAAUUUGCGCAAUUCCACAAAUAUUCAAACGAAUUUGCAAUAAUAAGCAGAGACAUAGCAUUGCUGGACACUAUGGAAAGGAGCUUACGCAUACUGUAAAAACGUAUUUGGGAUAUUUUGAAUAGGCGGACAGUGAUAGCUCUGAGGAUGACGCACAUCCUUUUUAUACUGUGUGAUUCGGAACAAAAUCCUCUGGAACUCAAUUGAAGAGCAAGACGUGUCAAACAAGAAUUAAUUAUAAAGAACAAGCAGCAUAAAAAUGCACGUAUUCUGAAACAAUAUGUUUAGGUUUUUUACACACAUAUGUGAAAUUUGGAUACCUUGUGACAUCGUUGUGUUUAGAUAUCAUUAGAAAAUGAUUUGUAUCCACAAAAGGAAAAUGCGUCCAAUUCAAGAAGUUGAAAAUAAGAGCAAAUAUAUAAACUGUAAUAACUGUAUGAUGUACUUUUGGUUAUCUAGUUUACAUAUUAGUAAACAGGAAAAUGAUAUAUUCAGAAUAAUACCAAAAUUGAUUUCGGUUACCAGACAUAAAUUUUGAACAUAAAACAUUGUAGCCGUCAGUGAACUAGCUUUUUCUGCGGGGUUUGACUCCAUAAUUAGAUCCAUAAAACAUGCUGAAAACAGAUGUACCCAUACUCUUUGUUAAAUACAUUAUCACCCCAUUUGGUGCCAAGCAUCUGUUGUAAUUUAUUAUUAAUGAUAUUGCCUCGUGUGUAUAGAGAUUCAAAAUGUGAUUGUGAUGUUAUAUAUUUAAUUGUUAUAAUUGAAUAAGAAAAAUGUGCUUGUUUUAGAAUGUGUGACUUGAAUUUGCAUUAAACUGAAACAUCACGACGUUAAACCAAAUAUGUAAUUCUUUAAACAGAAUCAUCUUAAAAUAUGAUUCAACUUAAUUUUACCAAUUACUAUAUGAAACUUUUUUUCAUUUACGCAUUUCUACCUUGAGUUUCAAAUUAAAAAGAAACAGUAACUAGUGUUUGAAAAUGCAAAAGAUGUUGAAUUCACACUUUUAAGCCAUUUGUACGUGAAUAGAGUAUACAAUUGAAUUAUAAGUUAUUAAUCAAAAGAGCUCUUGUCUUGCAAUACAACAUAUAAUUGUACUUCUAAAAUUGUAAUGGUGUGAUUAAAUGAGCAUUUCAUUGAAUUACCGAUUGCAGUAUGUAAAAUGCUUAAAAUAUUGAUACAACUUAUGAAUUAGAGUACUGUCCCUCGAUAUACUUUAUGUAUUUUUCCAUGUACAAUUAUCAAGCUGUUUGGAUAUCUUUGGAUAUUUUUCAAAAAUGUCUUUUAUUAGUCUUCAUUCUCAAAAUUAAUGCAAUUUUAAAUUUGUAUCUAUGUGACAAAUCGGACAGAAUAAAUAACAGUGUUUGUUUUGCUCAA